AUGGAAGUAUUACUCAAAGAACCAUCUGAACAUUCUCAUGUACCUGAUCCAGAUCGGCUGCACCUCAUUCGACUUAAAAAUGAAAUUAAAAGUCGUGGUGUAUCAUCAGAUGAAGGAGCUAGUACGAUACUAUUUGAUGUAUUACGGACAAUUCCAUUAACUAUAACUACUGAUUUACCUACAAAUGACGCAUUGUUGCAAACGAUUCGAUUUAACGACCAGCAAUGCAACUUGAUCAUAAUGGUCGUUUACCUUUAA
This is a messenger RNA of Rotaria sp. Silwood1, 258 nucleotides long. The record is from the annotation of a GenBank genome assembly. Lineage: Eukaryota; Metazoa; Rotifera; Eurotatoria; Philodinida; Philodinidae.